AUGGCCAAGUUUGUACCUCGUCAGAGGAAGCACAAGGUGCUUGCCCGACAAAAGGCCCAAGAAAAUGCCCAGCAUGAUAUUCAAGACACAAACCAGGAAAUCCUGCCGGCAGCGCAGGCCGAGCGGCAACAGAGGAAGGCCCAAUUGAAAGAAGAGCUGCGACAGGAUGGCGUUAAAGUCAGUGGCAAAAAAGCAAAACGACUCGAGAAAUAUAUCGACAAUAAGUUGCGAAAAGACGAGAACCGUGAGCUCCUCGCCAAACUCGCUGCUCGCCGCAUCGACACGUCCUUGUUUUCCAGCAGUCGGUCACUUGGGCAAGGGAAAGAGACCAAGAAACAGGCACUGUCGCGCGCAUUGAGAGAAUCAAGGGCUGGAUUAGACGGCGACGAUGAGAUUCUGUUGGAGAAGAUAAUGGAACCGGUGGCUGAGCCGGAUGAGGACGAAAGUGAAGUCGAUGCAGGCGAUGUAGGGCCCACCAAUGUCGACGAGGCACCCACGGACAAGUUUACGAAUCUAACUUCAGAUGCACCCAAACCAAUUGCGACAGCUAGUAGCAAGGACACCAUCGGAUCUGGACUGAAGCGACCGUUGGAGCAGGACGACGAAGGCCGGCCACUCAUCAAGAAGAAACAAAAACGUGGAGGAAUCAAAUCAAAGGCGCCACUGGAGGCUGUGGAAAUAAUACAACCUGAUGAGCUGGAAUAUGAAGAGUGGGGUGGCUUUGACAGUGAUGAUGCAGCCUCGGAAGAGAAUGGGGUGGCCCUGGAUGCAGAAAGCCAUUCUGAAGUUGACUCUGACAUCGAAAGCGACGACGAUUCAGGGUCAGAAGCGGACACGGACGAAGACAGCGACGAAGAAGAAUCUGGUGGCAGCGAGGAGGACGGUGAAGAUGAGCAACCCGCGCAACGCUCCUCCGCGUUCAAAGCUUGGGCUCUGCAACAACGAAAUGAGGCUCUAGGCUACGAGCCAGCCGAGGCAAAUGCCGGGCCCUUGGUGAUACCAAAGCCGGAGAAUUUCGUUCCCAGAGCACCAGAACAGGAUCCUCUUCCCAUGGAGCUUCAGCCGACCGAGAACGAUUCCAGAAAAGCCUUCAGCGUCACCGUUACUAGGUCACCCGAAAUACAAGAAGCUCGCAUGAAGCUGCCCGUCGUGUCCGAGGAACAGCGACUCAUGGAGGCUAUUCAUAACAAUGACAUUGUAGUUAUAUGUGGUGCGACUGGCUCAGGAAAAACUACCCAAGUUCCGCAGUUUCUCUAUGAAGCAGGGUACGGCUCUGCCGACUCACCGACGCCAGGAAUGGUGGCAGUCACACAACCUCGACGAGUUGCUGCCGUGUCCAUGUCCCGAAGAGUGGCAGAGGAGCUUGGUGAUCACUCAGAGUCUGUGGCCUACCAGAUUCGAUUCGAAGGCACAGUGUCCGAUAAGACUGCCGUCAAGUUCUUGACUGAUGGCGUCUUGCUCCGGGAAAUUGCGCAAGACAUUACCCUGCGCAAGUACUCUGCCAUUAUUAUUGACGAAGCACACGAAAGAAGCGUCAACACCGACAUUUUGAUUGGUAUGCUCAGCCGAGUUAUCAAACUCCGCAAAGAGUUAUCGGAAGAGGACCCGACGGUGAAGCCUCUGAAACUCAUCAUCAUGUCUGCAACCCUCAGAAUAGAAGACCUGACAAUGAACUCGACACUGUUUCCCACCCCGCCGCCGGUGCUCGAGGUGGAAGGGCGACAACAUCCAGUCACCAUUCACUUUGCGCGGAAGACGCACCACGACUAUGUCGAGGAGGCGUUUAAGAAAAUUACUCGUGGCCACCGAAAACUACCCCCCGGAGGCUUCUUGGUCUUCCUCACAGGACGCAACGAGAUUCUCCAACUAAGUAAGCGAUUGAAGGCUGCAUUUGGAGGCAUGACGGCGGCAGAGGGACCAAAAGUGAAGAUAUCAGCAAGCGAGGCCCCCAUGGAGGUGGAAGAUGUUGAAUUCGGUGACGUCGACGACUACGGGGACGAGAUGGCGGAUUUACCAACUGACGAUGAGGAAGACGACGAAGAAGAGUUCCAGAUUGAAGAUGACCAGGAGGCGGCGCCAAUGAAGAUCCAAGUUCUACCCUUGUACUCGCUGCUACCAACACGAGAACAACUUCGGGUCUUUGAGCCUGCUCCUGAGGGCACUCGUCAAGUGAUUUUGGCCACCAAUGUAGCGGAAACUAGUUUGACCAUUCCCGGAACGAGAUUUGUCUUUGACUGUGGUCGGUCCAAGGAGCGACAGUACGACAGACGAAGCGGAGUUCAGAGCUACGAAAUUGGCUGGAUCAGCAAAGCCAGUGCAAACCAGCGAUCUGGUCGUGCUGGUCGAACGGGACCAGGACAUUGCUACCGCCUGUACUCGUCGGCAGUGUAUGAGCGAGACUGUCAGCCAUUUGCAGACCCCGAGCUGCUUCGCAUGCCAAUCGAGGGCAUCGUGCUGCAGCUCAAGUCGAUGAAUCUGCAAAACGUUGUCAACUUUCCUUUUCCCACGCCUCCAGAACGACAGAGCUUGGCCAAGGCUGAGAAGCUUCUUACCUACCUAUCUGCUUUGUCGCCGGCCGGGGACGUGACACAAAUCGGCAAGACAAUGUCCGUAUUCCCACUCGCACCCCGAUUCGCUAGAAUCCUGCUCGUCGGCCAUCUACACGGUUGCCUCCCCUACACCAUUGCCUUGGUGGCUGGCCUCUCUGCCGCCGAAGUCUUUCUCCCAGAGGCCCAAGCAAUCCCUGCGCUGGCGGCCAAAGACGAGGUGGAGAUUCGCACAACGGCCGACAUCAUCGCUGAAGACCGGCAGGCCAAUGUGCGUCGCGUGUUCAACGAGGUCCAUAAGAACUUUUGCUACCUGGACGACCGAUCUGAUGCUAUCAAGCUGCUCCAGGUGGUGGGCGAGUUUGCACAUGAACCGACCGAGGAAUGGUGCGAGAAGCAUUUUGUGCGAUUCAAGGUCCUCAAGGAAAUUCAGCAGCUACGAAAGCAAAUCACCGAACUCCUCCGCAAUAACAUUCCCUCGUUUGCCAACCUCAAGUUCCAGGACAAGCUGGAUCCGCCAACACCAAAACAAGUCAACGCCCUGAAGCAGAUGGCAGCGGCCGGUUUCGUGGACCAGGUCGCCAUUCGCGCCGACUUGGCUCCGACACCGCCAGAACAAUACAGAAAACCCAAGCGCGCCAUCGACGUUCCCUAUCUACCACUCAUCCCUCUGUACGCCAUCCAAGGUCCUGACAAUGACAACUUGGUCUACAUCCAUCCAACGUCACCACUUGCGCACCAAAGCACCCAGGAGUGCCCCGAGUACAUUGUCUACUCGUAUCUGCAACGCGCAACACCGUCCGGCUUGGAUCCUGAGAAGAAGCCUAAGACGCGAAUGCACGCGCUGACAGAUAUUACAGGCGGGCAAUUAUCCGGUCUGGCAAAGGGCACGCCGUUGCUCAGCUACGGCAAACCGAUCAAGGAGGUCAAGGCCCCUGCCGCCGUUGGGGAGGGUUCCAUGACGAGAGAGUGCUGGGUCAUUCCCUAUCUACGGGCUGAGAAUACGGGAGGGCAAGGCUGGCCGUUGCCCGCCAAGAAGGUCAAGCAAAGAAAGGUUCCCGGCAAAGGAUGGGUUGUAGAAUAG
Pochonia chlamydosporia 170 is the source of this 3630-nucleotide messenger RNA. Its product is annotated as DEAH-box RNA helicase. The record is from RefSeq and is a predicted model, not a curated record. Gene Ontology annotation, biological process: maturation of SSU-rRNA from tricistronic rRNA transcript (SSU-rRNA, 5.8S rRNA, LSU-rRNA). The coding region runs from base 1 to 3630 and encodes 1209 amino acids. Gene Ontology annotation, cellular component: intracellular anatomical structure; nucleolus. Gene Ontology annotation, molecular function: ATP binding; ATP hydrolysis activity; RNA binding. Lineage: Eukaryota; Fungi; Ascomycota; Sordariomycetes; Hypocreales; Clavicipitaceae. The transcript has a single exon.